This is a messenger RNA of Oldenlandia corymbosa var. corymbosa, 1585 nucleotides long. The record is from the annotation of a GenBank genome assembly. NCBI's taxonomy places the organism in Eukaryota, Viridiplantae, Streptophyta, Magnoliopsida, Gentianales, Rubiaceae.
GUAAAUAAAAGAAAUUUGUAGUGAGUUUUCUCCAUUGAAAAAAAAAGGGAAAUUAGAAAAUGCACAUUUAAAAGCAAAAGAAAUUUGUAGUGAGUUUUUUCCAUUGAAGAAAAAUUUUGAACCGGCGGUGGCGGCUCUGCCUUUCUCCCUUCCCCCGCUUGCAGAUCAGAGCCUUCGCCAUGGCUUCUUCGGUUUCUCGCAGGCUGACUUCUUCCAAAGUACGCAAAUCCCCAAUUGUAGCUUUAUUCUUUUCGUCGUCUGCCUCUCCAAAACCUCAACUCUUGAACCCUCCUAAAUCCCUAAACCCAAUUGCCGUUUACCCUCAAUCCGAACGAUCAAGUUUUUCCAUCCCUUGUUUCAAUUGCUUCAAUCCAUCUUCCGAGAAACAGUUUCCGGUUGAAUACCAUCCAAUUGAUCCCAAAAACAAAGUUCCUGGUGAAAAUCUAUUGUAUUUUCUCGGAAAAGGGCCUUUGACGAAGUCUUUUGAUAGAAAUGGUGUUUCUGGUUCUUCCUUUCUUAAACCCUUGAAUUCAUCUAAUCGGGGAUUUUGGAAUUCUAGCUUGUCCCGUCAACAUUUUGUACGGAAUUUGGCCCAUUUACAUCCCAGGCACUUUUCAAACUCCAAGGAAUCAACAGGGCCGGGAAACCCACAAAAUCAAACCGAGUACCCGAGCCGGAAUCCUGAGUUUAAGCACCAAGAGAUCACUGGUCCAACCGUGGAGCGGGAUGUUUCUGCAUUGGCUAACGAGACUCGUGAAGUUCUUGAAACCAUGAUGAAGAAGAUGUAUUCUUUAAGCAAAGCGUUGGCUGCUGUUGGGUUAAUUAACCUUGGUUUAGGUGCUUGGAUUUUGCAUAUUACUAAGGCUGCUCCAAUCCUUGAGGUAUCAAUGCAGAGUAUAUUGGCAUUUGGGCUUCCAUUUUCGUUGGCAUUUAUGUUGAGGAGAGCAUUGAAGCCAAUGUACUUCUUUAAAAAAAUGGAGGAACAGAGCAGGCUGCAGAUUUUGACUCUUACACUUCAGGUUACUAAGCAGUUGAGCGUCCUCUUCACUAGGGUUCAGGCUGUUUCUUACUUGUGUAUUGCUGGUGCAUCUGCUGGGUUGAUAUAUGCUGUUUUGCUUAGAUAGUUUGUUCUAAGGAUUUCCGCAGGAACUGCUAUAGAACUUGAUCAAUAGGAAUCUAUGAGGGAUGGGUUUUUGCCGGUUUAAAAUGCCUUUUUGAAUAGAUUGCUAUAUUUCGAAUUCCCUUAUUUGUUUGCCGGAGAUAUCAUUUGUAUUGGACAUUUGUUUCCCGAAAUGUCAUGAAUAUCAAUGGAUCAGAGGUGAAAGUUUCUUGUGAAAUUGAACGGUAAACUUUGGGACAUAGACCUUCAUUGUUGUACUGGUAGCGGUUUAAUUUACUGAAUAAUUUUUCCGACAUUAGGGAGCUUGGGAAAUAGACUUCAUUGUUAUACUGGCAGCGGUUUACUGAAUAAUUUUUUCGACAUUAGGGAGCUUGGAUGCUAAGAUGUGAUUGCGGACUCUGUUUGUGUUGCAUAAUAAUACGUUGUUUGAGAAUGAUUUGCUACGGUUAACAUAUUGCUCUCGGC